AUGGCAAAGGGGGGUGUAGAGGACUCGGGGGGGGUGCUGGGAAUCCUAGCUGCAGAGUGGCAGGGGGGCCCGAGCGGGAGGCUGCGGAUCACGGCCAAGGGCAAGGUGGCCUUCAUUAAGCUGGAGGACAAGACCUCGGGAGAACUUUUUGCCCAGGCACCAGUGGAGCAGUUCCCUGGGAUUGCUGUGGAGAGUGUGACAGAUUCCAGCAGAUACUUUGUCAUCCGGAUUGAAGAUGGGAAUGGCCGUCGGGCUUUCAUUGGCGUUGGUUUCGUGGACCGAGGGGACGCGUUUGACUUCAACGUGGCUCUUCAAGACCAUUUUAAGUGGGUGAGGCAGCAGGGUGAGCUGGCCAGGCAGGCUGAGAACCCUGAGCAAGGACUCAAACUGGAUCUGGGCUUCAAGGAGGGACAAACCAUCAAACUCAACAUUGCAAAUAUGAAGAAGAAGGAAGGAGCAACAGGGAACACCAGGCCACGUCCCACCAGCCUUGGGGGCCUGACUUUGCUCCCACCACCUCCUGGAGGAAAAUCUUCCACUCCAGGUUGUCCCCCAGGAGAGCGACCGGCUUCGCUCCCGGCGCCCACGCGGCUGCCAGGCACCCCCAUCACAGACUCCCUCCUGGCCUGGCCCCAGCCUCCUGCUGCUCCUCCCUCCACCGACCUCUGGGGAGAUUUUGCCCAAGCUCCAGGGUCAGCUUCUAACCAGCCUCAGACAAACUCAGGCUGGGUUCAGUUCUGA
Molecule: messenger RNA, 741 nt
Organism: Chaetura pelagica (chimney swift)
Lineage: Eukaryota; Metazoa; Chordata; Aves; Apodiformes; Apodidae
Gene: NECAP2
Product: NECAP endocytosis associated 2
Exons: 8
Coding region: 1-741 (246 amino acids)
Biological process (GO): endocytosis
Cellular component (GO): membrane; clathrin vesicle coat
Source: RefSeq, a predicted model, not a curated record